UUCUGGAGGUCUUCACCCGCUCAAGCGAGGUACAUAACAAUGCCCCAGUUGGCGAGGAGCCGAACUAUUUCGCAACGUGUCCUCUCCCAGAUCCAACCGUUAAAUAUCCAUGCUUCGUUGACUGUCGUUAAUUAGGCUGCUCCCAACGAGACAAUGAACAGAGAGUCUCACGACGAGAAGGCUGACGGACUUUUUCCAGCUCCUUCCCCUCCGCCAACGGUGCUUUGUCCCCAGAGAUUGCCAGGAUGUGGUAUCGAGUCACUGAAGGCUCUGCGGCAUGUUUUAAUCGAUAAUCACACCAGACAUCACAUCUACUUCAACAACACGAAGUUUCAUAAUCAUAUCACCCAUCGAGCCCUGGCUAUAUAUGCAAUGGGAGGAAGCGGACCCGUGAUUGAAGCAUUCUACAAACAGGAUAGUGAAAUGCAGAGACCUGCUUUUGCAUCGCCCAAGCUUAUCACAGAACAGAAUUUCGUUGAGCACCUCGGUGACGAACAUUUCUAUGAGGCAUACACAUCCUUCUUUGACAAAGUUAUCGAAGAGAAAGGCGCCGCUGCAACGUUCGAGGAAUUCGUGUUUUCUGAAAAAUACAACUUCGAUCCUAGAAGGGACGCAGCAAGCCAACCAGAAAUGUUGUCGCGAUUCGUUGACGGAGUCAUGCAUCCGCUGAUUCAUUGUGGAUAUGGGGUAGAAUUCGGUUUGAAAGGCAUGCUUUCUGAGGGUCUUGCAAUGACAGCAUUACAAGAUGCUCAUGCGCGAAAAUUCCUCCCACCGUCACUGUUUGUUGCCCAAGUGGCUAGUGGUGUCGACGAAACCGAGGCCAAAUUUGCGUCACUAGUGCUCGACGACACAUCCAUGACCCCAAACAGAUCAGCAAUAGGACAAGGAACACAUGCCUUUUCAAUUCUGGCUCGAGUGCUCAAGGACCCCGGCCUUGCGCCAAAUGGCCCACGUCAAUUCGUUGCACAAUACCCAGACACACUCACGGCUCAUGAGGACAAAAUUCGCGCACACGUUGAUAAUUGGACGAUAGAUCUCUCAAUCCCAGGAGAGAUUGAACGCAAAGUGGAGGAAUGUAUCUGGACAGCAUCAGUGAUGUACGCUGUUGGAGGGUGGAAUGAGGAAGGGUUUACGGCUGACUUCUUCUUGAUGCAUCUGGUGACGUCGAGCAUAUUCAUCCCUUCACUAAUCACAUCCUUGUCUCCUCGAGCGCAGGUUUUGUUUCUCCGUGUGUACUUCGCAAGCGCAGUGGCAUCAUGGAUAUCGCGUGGCCGUCCCUGCUUGAAUUUCAAACGCUUCUUUGAGUCAACGUCUCCAAUGCCAAACCCUCCAAAUAAUCUGGCCCCACCAGUGGACAGUGUCCUAACACAAGAUGCGCAGCCGCCCAACCCAUUCCUUCCCCUUAUCCAAUCAUCCAUAAUGCACCCGAAUGACCACCACCUAAAGAUUCAGCGAGCCUUUGCACACUUUUCUGCCGUCUAUGGGACCCGGCCAAGAGGCUACUUUUCUGGCACUGAACUAGAUGGGGCAGAGGAACUUGACGGCUCGUUGUUCCUACGAGCGGCCGUGUUGACAGCAGAUUACAUGGGAUGGGUGGAAAAAGGGGAAGAGGCAAAAAACUGGAGUUUCAAUGGAUUCUUUAGUAUGUAGGUGGGGAGCAGAUUGUUUGGAGUCAUCAAUUCUUUGCUUCCCCUUGCCUCGCGAAAACUUG
Messenger RNA from Suillus clintonianus, 1711 nucleotides. RefSeq lists its product as uncharacterized. The record is from RefSeq and is a predicted model, not a curated record. Gene Ontology annotation, molecular function: oxidoreductase activity. NCBI's taxonomy places the organism in Eukaryota, Fungi, Basidiomycota, Agaricomycetes, Boletales, Suillaceae. The transcript has 5 exons. The coding region runs from base 154 to 1650 and encodes 498 amino acids.